Messenger RNA from Anopheles marshallii, 336 nucleotides. RefSeq names its product protein aveugle (gene ave). Gene Ontology annotation, cellular component: cytoplasmic side of plasma membrane. The transcript is spliced from 3 exons. Gene Ontology annotation, biological process: cell surface receptor protein tyrosine kinase signaling pathway. Bases 1 to 336 code for a protein of 111 amino acids. NCBI's taxonomy places the organism in Eukaryota, Metazoa, Arthropoda, Insecta, Diptera, Culicidae. Gene Ontology annotation, molecular function: protein binding. The record is from RefSeq and is a predicted model, not a curated record.
AUGGUCGAAGAAACGGUUCCGGUGGCAAAAACGAAGACGAAGACUGCACGUCCCAAACCGGUGUACAUGUGGACCGUCGCUGAUACACUGAAAUGGCUGCGAAGACACUGCAACGAACGAUGCGCGCAAUAUCAGGAGCUGUUUCAGCGCCAUGAAAUAACGGGCCGAGCACUGCUGCGAAUAACAGACGAGCUGACGCUGCACCGGAUGGGCAUUCACGAUGAAAAAGAUCGAGACGACAUUCUGCGUGAAAUCAUCAAACAACGGCUGAAGACGGACAUCAUGGAGAUACGCGAUAUGGAGCUGAUGAACAAUGUGUACCAGAACUGUUACUAG